Messenger RNA from Eucalyptus grandis, 486 nucleotides. Its product is annotated as proteinase inhibitor PSI-1.2. NCBI's taxonomy places the organism in Eukaryota, Viridiplantae, Streptophyta, Magnoliopsida, Myrtales, Myrtaceae. The record is from RefSeq and is a predicted model, not a curated record. The coding region runs from base 140 to 388 and encodes 82 amino acids. The transcript is spliced from 2 exons. Gene Ontology annotation, molecular function: serine-type endopeptidase inhibitor activity.
GUUCAUAUCUUCAUGACUUGGUCUUGAUAUCUCUAUUUUUCAAGUAUACCGCUUAAGAAUGAUUGACUUGAGGCUUUCAUUUUGCCUAUAAAAGCACGACAGCAGUGUAAGUGCUAUCAGAAAACUCAUCCGGAGCAUCAUGGCUCGGAGCAAUGCAUGUUGUUGUCUUCUGGUUCUUAUCUUCCUAUGUGGUGCACUCCCACUGGGAAUGAAUCCCGGGACGAUGGUGAUAAGCGUCGGAGCUUGUCCACUGGUCUGCUUGGAUGUGGACUAUAUGACGUGCCCGUCCACUGGGGAUGAGCACCUGAGUCCCCGCUGCAACUGCUGCCUCGCUCCGCAAGGCUGCACUCUUCAUCUGACCGACGGCACAUCAGUUUUUUGCAGUUGAAGAAAUUGAUGCAAGAAACUGAAGUCUAUUAAAAAUGCCAUGUGCAGUACAUCAGAUCGAACUUUGUAUUGGAAUUGAAUAAAGAUCACACAAAAUAA